Oikopleura dioica is the source of this 372-nucleotide messenger RNA. The record is from the annotation of a GenBank genome assembly. NCBI's taxonomy places the organism in Eukaryota, Metazoa, Chordata, Appendicularia, Copelata, Oikopleuridae.
AUGAGGGACUGCUAUCAAAACAGUACCUAUGAUGAUCUUUGUAUUGUCCCCAAUUCAAUAACAACUGGCGAACCUGUCCUUCCGAGCGAAAUAUUCAUUCUCGUUAUUCGAAACUCGGAAGCUUAUGUGAUUUCUGGAGAUGGAAAUUCAAAAGUUUCUGCAACUAUAACCGCUCCAAAUGGGAACUAUUUUCAAUCUGUUCAGCAUGCGCUUAUUAGAAAUCAAUUGUAUAUUUUCGGCGGCUCUUCGGACAAAAGGAAGAUUGCUGUUCUUGAAGCAUGCAGUUUUAAAGAAAAAUCGGAAAGGCUCUUGAAUGAUAUAGAUUGGGCAAGUGCGGCUCUUUCUAUUGACGACGACUCUCGAGGUAAAUAA